This is a messenger RNA of Neurospora tetraspora, 1722 nucleotides long. Its product is annotated as purine nucleoside permease-domain-containing protein. Bases 289 to 1548 code for a protein of 419 amino acids. Gene Ontology annotation, biological process: nucleoside metabolic process; transmembrane transport. The transcript has 2 exons. Gene Ontology annotation, cellular component: endoplasmic reticulum. NCBI's taxonomy places the organism in Eukaryota, Fungi, Ascomycota, Sordariomycetes, Sordariales, Sordariaceae. Gene Ontology annotation, molecular function: catalytic activity. The record is from RefSeq and is a predicted model, not a curated record.
UAAGAAGCAAUCCCGAGGAUUUAGACGCCUUUGUAAGAACGCCUUGCAUUAUCAUUUUCGUAGACCAUGCUUGAUAAGCUCAGCCGCCGUCGCAUUAUGAUGAUCGUCGAUAUCCAUAAAGCUUGGCCGAACCUGGCAGUGGCAUGGGAAGAUAAGGUGGAGUAGGGAACGCAGUCAUCCAUCCACAUUUUGUUUUUCUUGUUGGGCAUAAGAAGACGUAGCUGUCUUCUCUGAAACCAUUCAGUUUUUUUUUUUCUUUUUGGCCAUUAUCCCUCAUUAUCCCUCAUCAUGCGGCAUCUCUCGUGUUGGGCAACUGUUGCCCUGCAGUUGCUUUACCACGUAGGCCCGGCUACGGCUGCGGCCGUCCCUGGCCAUAGGAAUCAUAUCGGCGGGAAUACGGGGAGAAUAGCACCCAGGGUUUUUAUCAUAAGCAUGUUUACUCCUGAAUCGGAAGCCUGGAAGACGAGCAUGGUGGAAUCGGGAACUGGAAACUUGACCGACACCAAGAUCGACGUGCCCGGGCUGUCCAUGCUGUACCCUCAAGUGCUAUGCACGGCGGAUAAGUCUGUAUGCCAAGUGACGGCCGGAGAGAGCGAGAUCAACGCGGCGGCGAGUACCAUGGCUCUGGUGCUCUCGGAUAAGUUUGAUCUCAGCCAGACAUACUUUGUCGUUGGUGGGAUCGCAGGUGUCAACCCCAAGUACUCAACACUUGGCGGUGUUGCGCUCUCACGCUAUGUCAUCCAGGUCGCUCUGCAGUAUGAGCUGGAUGCUCGGGAGAAGCCCGAUAACUUCAGCACUGGAUACUUUGGCUACGGCACAAAGGGACCGAACGAGUACCCUACCACCAGCUAUGGCACUGAGGUGUUUGAAGUCAACGAUGCGUUACGGAAUGCAGCCUAUGGGUUUGCGCAAAAGGCAAAGCUGGCUGAUUCGGCGGCAGCGGCCGAGUACCGGGCCAAGUACAGGGAGGCCGGCCUCGAGUAUGUUGCCGCUACCGAAGGGCCGAGUGUCGUCAAAUGCGACACGGCCACCAGCGAUGUGUACUACUCGGGCACUCUGCUAAGCGAAGCCUUUGAGACGGUCUCGAAGGUGUGGACGAACGGGACGGGCAAGUACUGCAUGUCGGCGCAGGAAGACAACGCCGUCCUCGAGGUGCUCGUCCGCGGAGCCAUCCAGGGCCUUGUGGACUUUGGCCGUGUGGUUGUGAUGCGAACCGGAUCCGACUUUGACAGGCCUCCGCCGAACAUCACAGCUUAUCAGCACCUGAUGGCGGACCAGAACGGCUUCGCGACAGCAUGUGCCAACCUGGGCAAGGCGGGUGUCGAGAUUGUUCGAGGGAUUCUGCAGGGCUGGGAGCGGACGUUCCAAAAGGGAAUCAAGCCAACCAACUAUAUUGGCGAUAUAUUUGGCAGCUUGGGAGGACAGCCUGACUUUGGACCGGGGAGCCAGACCAAUGGCACCGGGUAUGCGGCGGCACCAGUGCAGGCGAGGGCGCAGAUGAGGACGAGGGGAUUUCGUGGCGCUUCUGUCGUGCGACGGCGUAUCUGACGAUCUGGUUCUGUCAGAUUCGAGGGUGGUAUUCUGGCCAGAUGUGGGCUAGAUGCCAGAGUCCCAGCCACCUGAUUUAACAGGUCUUGGCAAAUAUGAGUUACCCUUAGAACCCUCUAUACUAGAGCGUUCGAGUUACUUACAUGGAUAUACAUAGAAUUAAUUAAUUACCAG